CGAGCCCGUGGUGUUCAAGCAGCGGAUAACAUUUUAAAAGCACGUGUCAAGAUGGCGACCGUAACGUGAAGACGUACAGUUGACGUUUCUAACGAAAAUUCGCCUUUACACUUACUCAUUCGUUCAAAAUGGAAACGGAAGGUUCGGAAGUGAAGGGCAGUGUAGCCCCUGAUUCAGGAGGUGCGCUCCAAAAGUGUAUUAUGAUGCUGAAAUCAGUAAAAAACGACAACGAAAGGUUUGCUGCCUUGCUUCUGGUCACACAACUUGUUCAAUCGGAUUCCAUCUCAUCUGAGCAAAGAAGAGAGCUUUUCAAUGCAGUGGGAUUCAAGUUUAUCAAUAGACUUCUUAACACCACCACCGUGCCUGCGGACUGUCCUGCAGGGAUGUUCAGAUCUCUAGGAAUGACGAUGCUAACAUGCUUCUCGACCGAUAAAGAAUUGCUGUUCUGUCAGCAAAUGGUAACAAAGAUACAGCAUCUAAAUGACGCGAUUGUCAAAGAAGGAGAAGAAAGCUCUAUUGUUGCUGACGCCUAUCAGAUUUUGACGGCAUAUGCAUCGACAGCUGAAGGCUGUGAUCGUUUAAUUGAAGGGAACACUGUCCUAGCCCUGUGUUAUGUCAUUAGACACAAUGAACAAUUUGCAGAAAGUGCUUUUGAAGUGUUACUGCGAAUACUCCAUUACAAAUCUCACCAAGUGUGGAACACUUUUGCAGAACCAAUGAUUGAGGUUCUUAGCUAUUUAUCUGAACGUUUCAAGUUACUACAGGAUAUGACGAAGUUUGAGGCUUGCAAGAAAUUGGUGUCAUUUCUCCAUGAGACUGAAGAAGAGGCAUUUAGAUCAGCCCAGAAGAUGACCAAUCAAGCAGAUGAAUGGAAAUUAGAUGUCUAUAGAGGAAUGAAGGAUGUAUUACAGAGUAAAGUUACACCAAAGCAAAGGGACCCUGUAUUAGUUUUGCUGUCUUUGAUGGCAGAUUUAAAUGGGGGGCUUGACUUGAGAAUCUUGGAAAGUCAAGAUGCAGGGGCUUUCUUUGUUUUUAUAUCUACUCUUGUUUCUAUUGAGAUCAGACUGGGAAUAGAAGAAAUAGCAGGUUUAGACACAGCACCUAAGUCAUCUAUCCUGAUCUCUUGUUUUAACAUAUUGGAGCAUAUCAUCAGCAAACUAAUAACAUCACAACCACAAGACCAAUCAAAGGCUUCCACUGACUUUGGAUCAGAGGUCAUUUCUAAAGUCUACUCUCAAGUCACAGAAGCUAUGGCCAGUGUUCUGAAGUUGCUUGAGUGUGUAGAGUUGGAAGUAGCAUUGCAAGAGAUGCCAGAGACCAAGAGAAACUUCCUUCUGGCUUUAGCAAGAGUGUUAUGUUGCUGGCUUGCUGAGGAAUCUGUUGCACUGCAAGAUAAAGUGCUCAAAGUUUUGCCUAUUCUGAUCAAGCUCUCAGAGGAAACGAUGGAUCUAGAUUCCCCCAGUCCACAGCAACAUCAAAAGUCAGCUAAGAGUGUGUCAUUCAAUCUGCCAGAACCCCUGAACCAGCCUGCAAGAAAAGUAGAGAUCUUGCGAUUCCUUCUCCCUGCUUUGUGCCACCUGUCAGCUGAAGACAAAAGUCGUCACAUCUUAAUUGCCCACAACAUAACCAAGUUGCUGUGUCAGUUCUACGCAGUUCUCUGGCACAGAUUUUCCUCUUGUCACAAUGAUGCUGAAUCUGUAACAUCACUUACCACUCUCACUGGGGUGCUACUAAACUUUGCUGUGACAGAACCAGAGAUGGUAAAAAGUGAUGUGCAACUCAGGAACCUCCAAUCCAAGAUAACCACACAUGUACCACAGCUGGUAAGCAGUACCUCUCAUGUUCUGCUAACAGCAAACCUAGUGGUACUGGGGCUAAUGAUGAACCAUCAAGCACAUGCCUCAUUUGGUGAUCAAACUGAAUUUUACCAAGCUGCAGUGACUUUCCUGAAAGAGUGUAGUCCAAUAUUAGGCGCUGGCAAGGCUGGCAAGCUUCACAUAGCUUGUCAAAAGGAAUGGGAAGACAUGGCUGAACUUUGGUCACUAGGUACACAAGUCCUCACAGCAAGCAUUGAGCAACACAGUGCUAUUAAAGACAUAGUCAAAGCUAGUGGAUGGCUGCAAACCUUUGGUAAAUUUGACAUAGGAUUGGUUAACUCUGAGAUGAUUGAGCAUGUAGACAUUCUUCAGGGUCUGGUCAGGGCUGUACAGUAAUAAAAUUGCCCAGUUUAUCAUUGGUGUCACGAAUAUCAUGAAUAUGAGUUGUUUAUUGAUCACAAAUACUUUGAAAGCUAAAACUGUUAUUUUUCUUUAUUUCUUUUUCUUUAAAUGUAUUUCUGUAACAGAAACCCUAUGUAUUUACAGGGCAUGUGUUAGCACAGGGCAUGUGCUGUUUAUCUCAGUAAUCUGAAAUUAAAUCCAUGUAGAGUACUA
Molecule: messenger RNA, 2432 nt
Organism: Nematostella vectensis (starlet sea anemone)
Lineage: Eukaryota; Metazoa; Cnidaria; Anthozoa; Actiniaria; Edwardsiidae
Product: neurochondrin
Exons: 1
Coding region: 129-2213 (694 amino acids)
Biological process (GO): neuron projection development; regulation of neuronal synaptic plasticity
Cellular component (GO): dendrite
Source: RefSeq, a predicted model, not a curated record